This is a messenger RNA of Colletotrichum truncatum, 927 nucleotides long. Its product is annotated as endonuclease/exonuclease/phosphatase. The record is from RefSeq and is a predicted model, not a curated record. Gene Ontology annotation, molecular function: 3'-5'-RNA exonuclease activity. Lineage: Eukaryota; Fungi; Ascomycota; Sordariomycetes; Glomerellales; Glomerellaceae.
AUGCAGUUCAAAACUCUUCUGGCACCUCUUCUCCUCGCCGAGGCGGUCCUUGCGCAGGGCCUACCCGUUCGCGUCGUCACGUUUAACAUUCGUUAUGAUGCAAGUUCGCGUGAGUCUGGAGAGAAGCCGUGGUGGGAUCUAUUCUGCUCCAUCUCCAAGGACCGCUGCCGCCAACCGCAUGUGGUCGACACCAUCAAGAAGACCGCUUCUACAGCGCCAAAGGAUGCCGUUACUAUCAUUGGUCUCCAGGAAGUCCUCAACAACCAGGUAGUGGACAUAGCCAAUGGCCUCGGCGCCGGCUGGGCUCAAAUCGGUACAGGACGUGACGACGGGAAGACCAAAGGAGAAUACAACCCGAUUUUCUACCAAACGGACUUGUUGAAACUAGUGCAUUGGGAGGUGAAGUGGCUCUCACCAACGCCGGAUCAAGUCUCUACCGGCUGGGGAGCUGGCAGCAAGCGUAUCGUCACCAUCGCCGUCUUUGAACACAUCGCUACGGGAAAGAAGUUCAUUCAUGCCAACACCCACCUCGACAAUGUUAGCUCGCAGGCUCGCUCAGAGGGCAUCAAGGUUGUUGUGACCAAGAUUCAGGCUGUGCAGGCAACCUACGGGCCUCUGGGUGUUUCUUUGACUGGUGACUUCAACUCGGACCCUAACGGCGAUGCUUACAAAACCCUUUCCGGAACAGGGUUCGUGGAGGAGCUGUACAACAUGGCGACACCUGAGCAACGAAUCGGACCUAACCAGCUGACGUACACAACGUUUGACACCAGCAAGCAAGGAAGCCGCAUCGAUUUUAUUUGGCUUGGGCCUACGGCUGCGAAGAAGUACUCGGUUCAGCGCUACGAGAUCUGGACCAACAACGUCAAUGGAAUGCUCAUCAGCGACCACAGACCUGUUGUCGGCGAUGUCACUCUCCUAUCUUAG